Messenger RNA from Calidris pugnax (ruff), 5156 nucleotides. It is a transcript of the gene TECPR1, whose product is annotated as tectonin beta-propeller repeat containing 1. The record is from RefSeq and is a predicted model, not a curated record. Gene Ontology annotation, cellular component: membrane. NCBI's taxonomy places the organism in Eukaryota, Metazoa, Chordata, Aves, Charadriiformes, Scolopacidae. The transcript is spliced from 24 exons. Bases 1 to 3579 code for a protein of 1192 amino acids.
AUGGCCAUGCCCAGUUCCCUCCUGUGGGCUGUUGACAUUUUCGGGAGGGUUUACACUCUCUCCACUGUUAGCCAGUACUGGGAGCUCUGUAAGGACACGCAGCUGGAGUUCAAACGGGUCUCUGCUGCCAAACAGUGCUGCUGGGGAAUAGCCUGCGACCACCAGGUCUACACCUACGUCUUCUCGGGUGAUGUUCCCAUUAGAUACCAGGAGGAGACCUAUGAGAAUCAGCGCUGGAAUCCAGUUGGUGGGUUUUGUGAGAAAUUGCUGCCCAGUGACCGCUGGCAGUGGAGUGAUGUGAGCGGGCUAAAACACCAGCAGCUUGAUAGUUUCACACUGCCUUCACCACACUGGGAGUGGGAGUCUGACUGGUAUGUGGAUGAAAAUAUUGGAGGAGAACCAACAGAGAAAGGGGGCUGGACUUACGCCAUAGACUUCCCCAGCACCUACACAAAGGAUAAGAAAUGGAAUUCUUGUGUCAGACGCAGGAGGUGGAUCAGAUACAGGAGAUACAAAGCACGGGACGUUUGGGCAAAGAUCGUGUCCCAGGAUGAGCCAGAGCAGCUGCCAGACCCUUUCAGUGACAUCUCCAUCGGAGGAUGGGAAAUCACCGAUGAGCCCCCGGGCCGUUUAUCCGUGUGGGCGGUUUCUUUACAAGGAAGGGUAUGGUACAGAGAAAAUGUCUGCCAUCACAAUCCAGAAGGUUCAGCGUGGUCUGUAAUCGCCACUCCUGGUGAAGUUGUCCAGAUCAGCUGUGGGCCAUAUGACCUCCUGUGGGCAACUCUUUGGGAAGGGCAAGCUAUUGUGAGAGAAGGAAUUGAUAGGAAUAACCCUGAAGGCAUUUCCUGGAGCAUUGUGGAGUCUCCAAGCUCUGAGAAUGGGAUUAUGCACGUCUCCGUGGGUGUUGAUGUUGUGUGGUGUGUUACAAAAGACAGAAAAGUGUGGUUUAGAAGAGGAGUGAAUUCACAUAAUCCUUGCGGGACAAGCUGGAUUGAAAUGGUUGGAGAAAUGAUGAUGGUUACUGUAGGCUUAAACAACCAGGUCUGGGGAAUCAGCUGUGAUGACAGAGCAAUUUAUUUUCGGCAAGGUGUCACACCAAGUGAGCUCAGUGGGAAGACGUGGAAGGCAAUUGUAUCCACCCGAGAGAGUGACAGGUCUCAGAGUGGGAGCUCAACAAGUCUGCUCAGUGCUGGCUGUUUCUUUACUGAUGAAAUUCAGAACCAAACAAAUGCCAUCAUUCAGGGUGAUGCAGAUACCUCCUCUGACACAGAGCUCCCCAGCGCAGCCGUGAACCCUGCCAGCGCUGCCGCCGGCGGCGAUAACGGCACCGAAACACCUGCCCCUGUGACUCCGGAUCCUCUGGACUCUGCUCACGGAGAAGCUGCUGGAGCUUCGACUCGUAAUGAGAAAGCUAAUCUGGAAAUGCAUAAAUCUACAAACCCAAGUCCUUCUGCAGAACUGCAGUGGACAAACAUUGACUUGAAGGAGGCCCAAAAGCAUCCAGUCCUGUCCCUCAGCAGCUUUGGGGAAACAUCCAGCCUGUCCUCCCUGGGCAUGUUCCCGGUGGGAGCCGAGGAGCCGUUCGUCACCGAUGAGCACCCACUGUGGGCCUGGGUGUCUGGGGGAGGCUGCCUCGUGGAUCUGCACAGCCCGCUGAAGUGGUUCACUGUUCCAUCAGGUUUGUCCUCCUCUGUGCAGUCCCUGUCCCUGCACAUCACCCCAGCACAGACGGCCGCGUGGCGAAAGCAGAUUUUUCAGCAGCUCAGUGAGAGGACAAAGCGGGAGCUGGAGAAUUUUAGGCACUAUGAGCAGGCAGUUGAGCAGUCGGUUUGGGUUAAAACUGGGACCUUGCAAUGGUGGAGGAACUGGAAGCCUUAUAAAUGGAUGGACGUUCGUGUCGCACUGGAGCAGUUCACCGGGAGCGACGGAAUGCGCGACAGCAUCCUCUUCAUCUAUUACAUGUAUCACGAGGAGAAAAAGUAUAUCCAUGUGUUCCUGAAUGAAGUCACUAUUAUAGUUGAAGUUCUGAAUGAGGCCAAACACUCCUUUGCACUCUAUACCCCUGAGAGGACGAAGCAGCGGUGGCCGAUCCGUCUGGCAGCCGCAACAGAGCAAGAAAUGCACGACUGGCUGUCUCUGCUGAACAUGUCCUGCUGUGAAAGCAGACGGAUCCAGGGCCCUCCUUCUCACCACGCCAUUUGGUCGGUGACUUGCAAAGGAGACAUCUUUGUGAGCGAGCCGUGUCCUGAGCUGGAGAACGGGCCCCACCUGAUGCCGUGUGAUCAAAUGUUUUGGCGUCAGGUUGGAGGUCAUCUCCGGCUGAUCGAGAGCAAUGCCCGCAGCGUGGUGUGGGGCGUAGGCUACGAUCACACCGCAUGGGUGUACACCGGCGGGUACGGCGGGGGCUUCACCCAAGGACUGGCCAGUAGUGCUGAUAACAUUUAUACACAGUCUGAUGUGAAAUGUGUUUACAUCUAUGAGAACCAGCGGUGGAACCCGGUCACUGGAUACAGCAGCAGAGGCCUCCCCACCGACCGCUACAUGUGGAGCGACGCGUCGGGCCUGCAGGAAUGUACAAAAGCUAACACCAAGCCUCCUUCUCCGCAGUGGACCUGGGUGUCCGACUGGUACAUCGAUUUCAAUGCCUUGGGUGGAACCGACCGGGAGGGCUGGCAGUACGCAGCGGACUUCCCAGCGUCCUACCAUGGUCACAAGACAAUGAAAGACUUUGUCCGACGGAGGCGCUGGGCGAGAAAAUGUAAGAUAGUCACCAACGGGCCGUGGCUGGAAGUGCCUCCUGUUGCUCUGUGGGACAUCUCCAUCAUUCCCAGCCCGAGGGCAGCCGGCGCGGAGGCGGUCGCGCUCUGGGCCAUCAGCGACAAGGGGGACGUGCUGUGCCGGCUGGGCGUGACGCCGCAGCACCCCGCCGGAACAUCCUGGCUUCACGUGGGCACGGAUCAGCCCUUCAUCUCCGUCUCCAUCGGAGCGUGUUACCAAGUGUGGGCGAUUGCCAGGGACGGCUCUGCCUUCUACCGCGGCUCGGUGUCACCGCAGAAGCCGGCGGGUGACUGUUGGUACCAUAUUCCUUCACCUCAAAAACAGAAGUUAAAACAAGUCUCAGUAGGACGAACAUCCGUGUUUGUGUUGGAUAAGAAUGGGAACCUGUGGUACCGACAGGGCAUCACCCCCAGCUACCCCCAGGGAGCCGCCUGGGAACACGUCUCAAACAACAUCCGAAAAAUGUCCGUGGGGCCCCUGGACCAGGUCUGGGUGAUCGCUGACAAAGUGCAAGGGAGUCACAGCCUGAGCUGCGGGACUGUCUGCCACCGGACGGGGGUUCAGCCCAUGGAACCCAAAGGCCUCUCCUGGGACUACGGUAUCGGGGGCGGGUGGGAGCACAUCACCGUCAGAGGAAACGCGACGGAGGCGUCGAGGGCUGCGCACGACACACCCGAGGAGCAGCCUGUGGGACCAGAGGAGUUGGACAAUAAGGAGGGUAAAGGGAGAAGAGAGAGCUCAAAAACCCCUCUGACGGUCAGUGAAAGUCAGGAAUUGGACAGAAAUGCUGUUAACUGUUAAAUUGUUGCCACCUACAUGUUGCAGACAAGCAGUAGUCAGGAUAAUUUAAAAAGAAACUAAACUUCUAUUGUCUGGAGAGAAAAACAACCUUUUUCUGCUACUAAUAUAUUUUACUGACCUGGAAUUUGCAAUGGAGUAUUUUAAAUACUGAUUUCAUCUGCUACAUCACCUGUAAAAUGUGACCUGAUAAAGCUAAUCAUUUUGUCAAAGCAGGCAAGCUUUGCAGCCCCAAGGAGUUCCUGACCCGUCCCAGCAGCUGCUGCUCAGCCCCAGCACGGGCAGUCUCUGCCCGUGGGCACAUUCCCUGUGCUAGUGAGGAGCGCAGGGCCCUUCCCCCACGGCUCUCCCGCUCACACGCCUCGCACACGCGUGUCUGAGCAGAGGGAAAUGUCAGAGCGGAAUUAGGGGCAGGUCCAGGGAUCAGGGCAGAGCAUUUGUACCUGCACAGGCCUCUGCUCAGGUGAGCCCCACACACAGCCAGGUCUCGCUCCAUCACCAAAAUUAACCUCUCUGCACCUCAGCUUGGGGCCAAUUUUUGCUGUCUUUGCUCACAGUAACAACUCAGUCAAGAAGUGGAACCACUGGUUUCAGCGAGACUGUUGGGGAGCACGGGCCUGUUCAGGCCAAGUGACAAAGUCUCUCUCAGUUGUCAGUCCCAAGGGUGGUAGAUCCUGGUUUGUCUCCAUCUGAGCUGGAGCCCUGGCAGGGGAGGUGCAGGGAUGCGGCUGCGCAGCGAGGAGCGGGGCUGAGACCGGGCCACUGCAAACUCUGCUUCAGCCUGGGGUCCCGGGGUGCAGAAGGACCCCCCUCACUGAUGGCAGUGGUGUUACCAACAUGGGCCCAACAACGCGCUGCUCUUUGGGUUUAGUCAGUGAUUGAUUCAUCCCUCGUCAACCAGAAACCAUUUUCUGUUCUCAAAAGCAGCUUUUUCCCUGUCUGACCAUAAUUUGGCUGUGAUGUGACUGAACCCCCGUCCCCGGGCAGCGCUGACCCCUCCCCGGGAGGGUGAGGGUGAGGGAGGCGCCGUGUCUCCCCGGCAGCGGUUCACAAUCAGGUUCCCUCUGUGUGUGACUGUAGCUGCAGUUAUUUUUCUGCGAUGCGCAGCGUGGUGUGGUCUCAGUACUGUACUUGUAGAAGUAAAACGUUUGCACGUAUUUAAAGAAUAUAUUUGGUAUUUUAAUGCCAAGGAAAGCACUGUUUCUAAGUCAAAAUGUGAAUGAAGAGUCGAUGCUUUACUGGUUAAAAAUGUGAUCAGAGAUUCCUGGUAUGUCCAUGCGUUGUGGGAGCACCAUGAAGAACGUUUGCAUUAAUUACUGUAAUAGGUUUUGCAGAACUUGCACAGUAUCUUGUCCAAAUAAGUAACUUUACGACAUGUAUUUCUAGAGAAUUAUUAGGAUUGUAUUUUUUCUGCAUCGUAACAGAAAUAUUUGUUUAAUAGUCAGUGUUUACAUCUCCAACAAUCAGCCCUGUUUCAUAAAAUAAGGUUUAAUAAUGUACCUUUGCAUUUUUCCCUGCAUUGCCAAGUUCCACUUCACUGUAUAAAGCUGGGUUUAAGUGAACAAAACCUAAAUGAUAAA